AUUUUAAUCCAAUUCGGAACAUCUUUCGGGGUGGCCGGUCAGGCUGCCGAAAGGCGGGAGGGGGAGAAAGGGAACGACGGUGCAAAACAGCUGGUCGCUGGCCCGAUAUUCCGGAUUCCGGACGGACGGAACUGCGGAAAGGAAGGAUGUUGCGUGUGGCGAGCACGGCGCUGCGAGGAAUUGCAGCAAAAGCGACAAGUACUAAUGUAACCUUUAUUGCUUCAAGAUGUAAUGCCCUUUUCAAUUCUACAAUUCUUCAGUACAGAAAUUUUGGAGCAUUGUCACUUGCUGUCCAAAAGUGGGCUGCUAUUAAUCCAGUACAACAUAAAACAUUACUAAAUUAUGCAGUGACAGAAAAUUGUCUAGCGUUGCCAGCAGAGCCUAUUAAUGUACCAAUAAGAACAGUCACUAAAUUUUCUCUGAGAAAAGGAAAGCGGAAAACCGUAAAGACGGUCUUAAAACGCUUUUAUAGAUUAAAUUGGGGUAUCUGGAUUAGGACAAAAGCUGGUCGAAGAAAACAUCUAUGGAGGAAAUCGUCCGCCAGAAAGAAGAGAUUGCAACAACAUGUAUUCUGUAAUUCCACGCAGAGCACAUUGCUAGACAAGAUGGUAUGCAAGUACUGGAAAAGACGACAUUAUUAUGUUGACGAUCCAUACGAACCGUAUCAUGAACGAGAAGGAUUCUAUUUAACUCGAAAAAGACCACUAGCUUAAUUAAUUGCCCAUAUUAUAUACUACCAAUUAUUACAAUUGCAACUUUUGAAAAAAAUAUCAUCAACAAACAAUGUUGUCAUCAGCAAACAAUGUUGUCAUCUGAGUUAUAUAAUUGUGUGUUCGUUUUAUGCAUCAAAUCUAAUUUCUCUGAAUUUAUUAUAAAAUGACUUAUGCAGAUAAUAUUACGUAGAUAUCAUUAUAUAGAUAAUAAUAAUUAUGUAUAGAUACAUAUUCCUGAUAAAUAAAAUAUGCUGUAAUACAGUCGUCGAGUUUUAUUAAAGUUUGUAAACAUGUGUUCCAUUGUCUGUCAGCGAAACAGCUGAUCGAGA
This is a messenger RNA of Camponotus floridanus (Florida carpenter ant), 1042 nucleotides long. It is a transcript of the gene mRpL35, whose product is annotated as 39S ribosomal protein L35, mitochondrial. Gene Ontology annotation, cellular component: mitochondrion; ribosome. Gene Ontology annotation, biological process: translation. Gene Ontology annotation, molecular function: structural constituent of ribosome. The transcript is spliced from 4 exons. Bases 147 to 713 code for a protein of 188 amino acids. The record is from RefSeq and is a predicted model, not a curated record. Lineage: Eukaryota; Metazoa; Arthropoda; Insecta; Hymenoptera; Formicidae.